CUUCUUUCUCCCACCUUCUCCUCAGCUCACUUGAGUCAUGGCUUCUUCAAAGCUCCGAGACCCCGCGGAUGAGGUUUUUGACCUGGAUUUGGCUGUGCCAGAGACCGCCAGACUGGACAGCAGUUUACACAAAGCCCGGGCCCAGCUACUGGCCAAGGGCCGGAGACACCGGCCCUCCCGCUCCAGGCUUCGGGACAGCGCCAGCUCCGCGGAGGACGGCGAAGGCUCCGACGGGCCCGGAGGCAAGGUCACCGACGGCUGCGGGAGCCCUCUGCACCGGCUGCGCUCGCCUCUGCACUCGGGCCCGGGCUCCCCGGCCGGCGGCUCUUUCUGCCUGGAGCCCCCGGGCUUGCGCCGCAGCCUGGACGAGGACGAGCCGCCGCCUUCACCGCUCGCGCGCUACCGGCCCCUGCACAACGCCGCGUCGCACGAGCCCUCCUCGGACAGCUCGCCGAGCUUCGUGCGCCGCCACCCGCGCGCCGAGCCGCACAGCGAAGAUGACAGCCGGGACGCCAGCCCCCCUGAGCCUGCCAGUCCCACCAUUGGCCUGGAUAAGAAGACGCGCCGGAAGUUUCUGGACCUGGGGGUCACCCUCCGCCGGGCAUCCACUGGCAAGAGCCGGAAGGAGAAAGGCAGCAACCGCCUGUCCAUGGGCAGCAGGGAGUCAGUGGAGGGCUCUGGCAGGUCAGCGGGCUCCCCGUUCCUGCCCUUUUCCUGGUUCACGGACAGCGGCAAGGGCUCGGCAUCCUCAGGCAGCACCACCUCCCCAGCCUGCUCCCCGAAACAUGAGGGCUUCAGCCCUAAGAAGUCAGCCUCCCAGGAAUCCACCCUGAGUGACGACUCCACACCACCCAGCAGCAGCCCCAAGAUCCCGAGUGGCCCUCGGGAGGAAGCCAAGUGCUCGUACCCCUACCACACGCUGUCCCAGUCUUCAGACGAGUUCCUGGAUGAGCCCCUCCCCGCCGUCCAGCACUGGACCAGCCAGCAGGUGGGCCAGUGGCUGCAGAGCCUCAGCCUGGAGCAGUAUGCCGCCGAGUUUGCUGCCCGGCAGGUGGAUGGGCCGCAGCUGCUGCAGCUGGAUGGAAGCAAACUAAAGAGCCUGGGCCUCAGCAACGCGCAUGACCGGGCACUGGUGAAGCGGAAGCUGAAGGAGCUGGCGGCAGCCGCGGAGAAGGAGCGCAAGGCACAGGAGAAGGCUGCGCGGCAGCGGGACAAGCUCCGGCGGCGCGAGCAGGAGGCCAAGAAGAGCUAGGGGUGGGCAGGGUGCGCGGCACUGGGCACGGCAGCCCGGCUCGGCGGGCACAGGCCUCACCAGGGAGGCCGGGGCUGCGCCAGGCUUGGGCUGGCCUGGCCCCACACUCGAGGGGCGCACGCCCCUCUCCCCGCCUGGACCGAGUCCCCGGGAGGGAGACCCCAGGGAGAGGGCCCCUGAAAUAAACCCGAUUUCCAGGACUUGCUUGGCACAGAGUUCCUGGGGGAGGCAGAGGAAGGGAAGAGGCAGAGAGGCCCAGGCUAAAGCAAGUCUAGGUGCCCUUGGGUCUGGCUGACCCUCUGCCUCUGCCAGGGCGCUGCUGGGCUGGAAACAAGCUAGGGCGCUUGCCUGCCUGUGCCCUAGGGAUCUUGACAGGCCGGGGUCCCCAGGCUCUGAGAAGGCUGGGCGUCUUGGCAGGGGUAGGUGACAGAGCCAUUCCCCUCUGAGGUGGCUGUGGGGGGCGGCAAGUCACACUCAGGGUAGACUCCCCCCCAGCGCCUCCAUGGGACAGCAGACAGCAGCAUGGGGUACACAGCGUCUGUGGACUCCCGGAGGGGCCAGGAGGCUGACAGGCCCUCCCCUGUCCCGUAGGUGCCUGUGGGUGGGAUGGCACCCACACACACAUCUGCCCUCCGGGAAGGGCUAUUCAGGACAGGGUCUUUGACCCACUCUGCAAGCCAGGUCCCACCUCUCCUCCUGCUCCCUGAGUGCCCCUGAGCCCUCUCUGGGGACACAGCAAACGUGGGAGCUGGUGGGGACAGAAGGGCGCCUCCCACCAGUGCCUGGGUGGGGCUGAGCCUUUAUCCCAGCCAGCAGAGGCCAAACCUGGGGUGUCACCUAGGAGCUGCUGGAUUGGAGGGGGCUUAUUAGCUGACUUCUGGCCACCUGUCCUGGCCACUGUGGGGCCUUAGUGCAGGCUCUGGUUCACUAGCAGGGGGUAGAAUUUACCAGCAGCCUGGGGGUGGCAUCGGUCCUUUUUAGGAGAUGACCAGAGACAGCCCAGGACCGUUCUGACCACUGCUGGCUCCACUUCCAGGGACACUGGUCAGUCACUGCGGGGGGCCCAGGGGUUUCUGAUGGGAACUUUCCCCACCCCUCCCAUCCGGACUGAACCAGCGCAUGCUGACAUCCUUGUUCCUGCCCGGGGCUAUGGCUUAGGGCCAGGCCUUGUCCCUGAGAUCAGCUCUUUCUUCCCCUGGGCCAUCUGUGCUGGGAGAGGGACUUCAGAGGGACACUAGAUAUGGAGCACCGGCACCAUCGGGCCCGGCAGAGGGGCUGAUGGGGAGGUUGGAAGGCACUUGCGUCCUUGGAGCCGUCAGGAGCCAUAGUAGGUGCCCACCUGCAUGUGAGGGGGGAAGAGGGUCUCAGUUUCUCAAUAAACACUUACAACGUGC
Messenger RNA from Chinchilla lanigera (long-tailed chinchilla), 2646 nucleotides. RefSeq names its product sterile alpha motif domain containing 14 (gene Samd14). Gene Ontology annotation, cellular component: dendrite; cytoplasm; postsynaptic density. The record is from RefSeq and is a predicted model, not a curated record. Gene Ontology annotation, biological process: neuron projection development; actin filament organization; calcium-mediated signaling. Gene Ontology annotation, molecular function: actin filament binding. Lineage: Eukaryota; Metazoa; Chordata; Mammalia; Rodentia; Chinchillidae.